Sporothrix brasiliensis 5110 is the source of this 1479-nucleotide messenger RNA. Its product is annotated as GIY COI i14 grp IB protein. NCBI's taxonomy places the organism in Eukaryota, Fungi, Ascomycota, Sordariomycetes, Ophiostomatales, Ophiostomataceae. The transcript has a single exon. Gene Ontology annotation, biological process: electron transport coupled proton transport; mitochondrial electron transport, cytochrome c to oxygen. Gene Ontology annotation, cellular component: membrane. The record is from RefSeq and is a predicted model, not a curated record. Gene Ontology annotation, molecular function: endonuclease activity; heme binding; DNA binding.
UUAAAAUAUUUAUUAACGGUUUUGCAUCACAUGUAUACAGUAGGUUUAGAUGUUGAUACAAGAGCUUAUUUUACUGCAGCUACAUUAAUUAUAGCUGUACCUACUGGUAUUAAAAUAUUCUCAUGAUUAGCAACUUGUUAUGGAGGUUCUAUUAAAUUAACUCCUUCUAUGUUAUUUGCUUUAGGUUUUGUAUUUAUGUUUACAAUUGGAGGAUUAAUAAUCCACUUAGUUCUCCCUUUAAAGAUCACUAUAUGCUGGAAACUUCUAACAAUUAUACUACUAGUAGUUUAUUUAAUUACAGUGACAAUGUAUAAUUUUGAACAAUCAGCAGGUAACCAACGGAUGUCUAAAAAUAUCCUAGUAGGUACCUCAGAGACUACACGUGAUCCAUGCUAUGCAUGAAGUUAUAGUCCGUGAAAUAAUAAAUCAUUAACUUCUUCAUUAAAUCAUAAACUUACCUGCUCUAGAAUAACUAAAAAUUUUAUCCGUAGUUAUUCUUCUGAUAAUAAAGAUAAUAUAAAUACUUUAAUUCCUGUCAUAAUUUAUAAUAAUUUUAAAGAGGAUAGGUCUAAAAUUUUAAAAGAACAAAAAGAUAAAUCAGGUAUUUAUUGUUUAAUUAAUAAUAUUAAUAGUCACUCAUAUGUAGGAAGUUCUAUUAAUCUUGCUUCUAGAAUGAAAAAUUAUCUUAAUAAUACUUUUUUAAAAAGUAGACAAAAUAUAAAUAUGCCCAUUGUAAAAGCUUUGUUAAAAUAUGGUCAAGAUAAUUUUAGUUUAUAUAUAGUAGAAUAUGUAAAUGUUGAAUCUCUAAUAAAUAGAGAAACUUAUUUUAUUACAUCUGUUUUACCUCACUAUAAUGUAUUAAAACAAGGUUAUUCUUAUUUAGGUUAUAAACAUACAGAAGAGACUAAAGAACUUUUAUCGGAAUUAGCUAAAAACAGAGUACAUAGUGAUACAACUAAAAGUUUAAUUGCUAAAGCAUUAACAGGUGAAAAUAACCCUUUUUACAAUAAAAACCAUUCUAUGGAAAGUAAAGUAAGAAUGAUACAAGCGAAUUCAGCUUACCCUGUUUAUGUGUAUAAUUCUUAUAAGGAAUUGUUAGUAAUCUAUCCAUCUGUUACAACUUUAGCUAAAUUAAUUCAAUCGAAUCAUCCCACUAUAGUUAAUUCUAUAAAAGAACAAACUAUUUUUAGAGGAGAAUGAUAUUUUACUAAUUUACCUUAUAAUAUAAAUGAUACUCCUUUAAUAACAAAUUGAAAUUCUAAAGAAGCUGAAGAAUUAAUUAUAAGUAUAAAUAAAAAUAGUAAAAUUAGAAAAGGAAUAUUUGUAUAUGAUGAAAAUAGAAAUUUUAUUUCUAAAUAUGAAGGAGUUACAGAUGCUCAAAGAGCUUUAAAUAUAAAUCAUAGCACUAUUAAAAAGUAUGCCAAAAUAAAUGGUACCUAUGGUGGUUAUAUAUUUAGCUAUCAGCGUUUAAAUGAUUAA